UUUUGCUUAUAAAAAAAUUGAUUAAUAAAUUUCCUUCAACACAUUCAUCAUAUCAUAUCAUAUCAUCAUGAUGGUCCAUACAUAACAUACAUACCCAUCAUAUACUACUCCCCUCUCCUAUAAAAAAGCCACAUUCUCCUCAUCACUCUCAUAUACUUUUUUCCAUCUAAAAACAUUUCCCAAAUUGAACAAGAAAACGGAAAAUAGUAUUUACCAAAAGUUAGUUACGUUACUAUUAACAUCAAUAUGGCGCCGAAGGUUAAGAGCGGUGGCGUUAAAGUAAACGCUAACGGUAACAUCAAUAUUAACGGCGGCGUUAAGGAGGCGCAUUUUAGAGGAGUAAGAAAGAGACCAUGGGGAAGAUACGCCGCUGAGAUCAGAGAUCCAGGCAAGAAAAGCCGCGUUUGGCUCGGAACUUUCGACACGGCGGAAGAAGCGGCGAGAGCUUACGACAGAGCCGCAUUCCAAUUUCGCGGUCUGAAGGCUAAAACAAAUUUUCCUUUCAAUAAUAUCCAAAGUCCUAGCCAAAGCAGCACCGUUGAAUCUUCCAGCCGUGACCGUGACGCUGCCGCCGAUUCUUCGCCGCUUGAUCUAAACUUGGCUCCUGUUCGGUUUCCGUUUCAGAACCGGUAUACUCCGAUGCCGGAGGUUAAUCAGACGUUUUGCUUCGAUGAUGUUCUACGCGCCGGCAUGGUGAAUUACGGUUAUGCGACGGCGACUGCGAUGGCUGCGGCACCAGUGCAGAGUGAUUCGGACUCUUCGUCGGUGAUUGAUCUGAACCACCACCGUGAUGACGGUGUUAAAGGUGUUAGAAUUUUGGAUCUGGAUCUUAACUACCCUCCUCCGGAAUAUACGCUAUAAAACAGAAUAAUGAAAUUUCGGUUUUAUUUUUAUGAAUUUCUCUUUAUUUUUUAUGAGUAGAGAAAAAAACAGAAACAGAAGCGUAUGAUGAAGAAUGAAAUACAGUAUGUGUGAAUACAGAGUACUACAUAGACGAUUGUUUGUGUCUAUUUUUUGCGACAGAGAAACUAGUGCGGUUUCAAUCUGUUGUUCCCAAAUUACUAUUUUAAGAAACUUUUCUCCACUUUUUCCUUUUUAGCUUAAUUGUAAUGGUUUUAGCUUGGAGCCAAAGUAUAACUGAAAUUGAAAUUAACUCA
Trifolium pratense (red clover) is the source of this 1157-nucleotide messenger RNA. Its product is annotated as ethylene-responsive transcription factor 4-like. The record is from RefSeq and is a predicted model, not a curated record. The coding region runs from base 247 to 861 and encodes 204 amino acids. Gene Ontology annotation, biological process: regulation of DNA-templated transcription. NCBI's taxonomy places the organism in Eukaryota, Viridiplantae, Streptophyta, Magnoliopsida, Fabales, Fabaceae. Gene Ontology annotation, molecular function: DNA-binding transcription factor activity; DNA binding. The transcript has a single exon.